AUGGAUAAUGAAUUAUGUGAUGUAACUUUUCAACUUAAUAAGAACUUACCGGAUCGUUGUCAGUCAAACAAUGAAUUGAAUAAGUUAGACAAAUCAAUUCUUCUUCAGAAAACUGAAGUCUCAAAUAAAUUUAUAAAUUAUAUAACAAAUACUAUUGAUAACACAAUAAAUCCAAUGGAUGAUUCAAAUACAGACAGGAGAAAAGUCACAAUUAGUGAACCAUCAGAUAAGCUAAGUCAAGAUAUUCAAUUAAAAGCUGAACAAAUUCUUACUGAUUUACGUUCAUUACCAUUGAAUUAUCCUAUAAAAAGAAAAAGAAAGCCUAAUAUGAAAAAUUUAAGUUCAACUGCACUUAAUAAAAAUAAACAUGAAGAUGAUGAAAUCGGAGAUCUAGAUGAUAAUGAUGUAACUGCUCUAUUAUCUGAUGGUGGAGAUGAUGAUAGUGAUGAUGAAUAUAAGGCAACAUCACAACUGUUAAAUGAUGAUAAUCAAAUGAAAUCACCGAAUAGAACUAGUUCCAAGAAGUUUGAAAAUAUACAACAUAAAUCUAAUUUAUUAAAUAUACGUUGUGAUAUGUUACAAAAAUAUAUUCAUUAUUUAGAAGCACGUAAAUGUUCAUUAGAACAUUCUAUUAUAGAAUUAAAUCAAUAUUUUGAAAGAAAUCAACAACAACAACAACAACAACAAAAUAAAAGAAAAGAAAAUGAAUGUAAAAUAGAUUCACAACAAUUUGAAGAAAUACUUACAAAUCAAAGUAUUGCAUUAAUUAGAGAAAAAGAACAAUCUACACAAUAUCGAUUAAAAUAUGAAUCAGUUGAAGCUGCACGUUUUGAAUUAAGUCAACAACUUCAAUUAACUUCAUCUGAAUAUGAUGCAGAUAAGAGAUUUUAUCAAAAACAAAUUAAACAAUUAGAAGAAGAAAUUCAAGAACGUAUCAAUAAAGCGAAUGAUAUUAAAUAUGUUAAUGAACAAUUACAAAAUGAAAUAUUAAAUUUCAAAAGUCAAAUAAAUUCCCUUAAAGAGGAAUUAAAACAAAAAGAAUAUGAAAUGAAUAUGAUUGGUCAGUGUUAUGAUCAGAAAAUUAAGGAAGAAAAUGAACAACAUGAAUUAGAAAUUGUAAAAUUACAAAGAGAAAUAACCGACCUAUCAGAUAGAACUUCGAAAGCAUCUACAAAAUCUGAAUAUGAAAUUGAUACAUUAAAUACACAUUUAAGGAUAAGUCAAAAUAAAAUUCAUGAUUUAUUAUGUGAAAAAGAAUAUCUCUGUAAACAACUUCAAGAUAUUACUCAUAAAUUAAAUAUUAGUAGUCAAGAAAAAGACGAACUACAAAAGAAAAUGGAUAGUGAGUUAUUGAAAACAAAACAAGAGAAGGAAAGUGAAUUCAUGGAAAUUCAAACAAAUUUAAAAGAUCAUAAAAAUAAACUAAAUGAAAUUCAACUAAAAUAUGAUACAGAUAUUGAAACAUUGAAGAGGAAUCAUGAAGUAGAAAUUGAAAAAUUAAAAAUUGAUUUGAAAGGAAAUGAAUCUUUGAACAAUCAACUUAAGUGUUAUAUCAAUACAUUGGAAAAUUGUAUUUAUAAUUCAACACAACAGAAACAAUUCUGUGAUCAACAAAUACAAACUAAUAUAUGCUUAAAACCAAUAGGAUCAAAUGAAGAGAGUCAAAAAUCAAACAAUUUGAAAGAUAUUUCUUCUGAGCCUAAGGUCCCGUCGACUAACUUCCCGAUUAUUAAUAUGAAUAGCAAUUCGAAUUUGAAAUAUUUAACGAGUGUUAAUAAAUCUACAGAGACUAGUCCUGCAUAUUUAGAUUCAAUUAUGAAUAAUAAAAAUGUACAAUUGUCAAAACAUAAAGAUUAUCAACAGCUUAUUGAUAAUUAUGAAAAUAAAUUAUCACAUUUACACUUUUGUUUACAUCAAUUACAUCAUGAUUAUGAUUCAUUAAUUCAUUUAUUUAAUAAUACUAUUUAUGGAAUAAUUAAAUUUGGUAAUCGAGAAUGUAAUCGUUUUAGUAAAUUAUUAAAUAUAUCUCAUCAAGAAAUUGAAAUUCCUUCAUCAUUAUUACAUUCAAAAUUAUUUUAUCCAUUGAAAACAUUGAAUCAAAAUGGAAGAAUUUCAAAUUUAACUGAGAAUACUUUAAUUAUCAAGAGUUGGAUAAAUCCAUUGAUAGAUGUAAUUGGUAAAUUAUCAGCAUAUUGUAUAAGAAUAUGUGAUUUAAUUGAAUCACAACAAGAUCAUUUAGAAUGGCAAUCAGAAAAUGUUAAUGAACUUCGUGAUAUAACUAGAAAACAAAUUGAAAUGCAAAAUAAGCAAUUAAUAAGAACACGUAAAGCUAAUUUGAAUCGUUUAAGAAGUUGUUUAAAACAAAACCAGCAUAAUCCUUCAUUAAAUGAAGUAAAUAGUAUUUUAUCAAAGGAUCAUUCUGAUUCAUAUCCUAUGGUAUACACUAAUGGUAAUUCAGAUAAAAAUAUUGGAUCAAAACUUGAUUACAAUAUGUCUACAUUAAAAAAUUCAAUGUAUCCACUUAAAUCAGUCGAUUCGAAUUUAUACUUCAAUGAUAAUAUGAAUAAACUAAUAGAAACACAACAUCAUGGCUAUUCUCCAGUAUCUGGAGCGAAUGGAUCAUUUAAUAAAUCACCUCCACCGCGUCUACUUCAUAAAAAUAGUAAUAUUUCUCCAUAUGAAAAUAUUAAAUGUUUCAAUAAUAGUGAAAACUCAUAUAAUCAAGAUGGUCAGUUUUAUUCACCCAAUCUUCUUUGA
Schistosoma intercalatum is the source of this 2757-nucleotide messenger RNA. NCBI's taxonomy places the organism in Eukaryota, Metazoa, Platyhelminthes, Trematoda, Strigeidida, Schistosomatidae. The record is from the annotation of a GenBank genome assembly.